GAGGAGCCCUAUGUGCAUGCUGGGCGUUGCUGUGACGGUUCUCGCUGGGGAAUGGAGGUAGCUUCCCCAUUCCUCAAGCGAUAGUUAAAGUGGUGUUUUCUUGUUCCUAAAAAAGAUUGCGUCAUACUUUGUAGUGGUACCUGUGGAAAGCUUGUUCGAGGAUGGCACUGUUGCAGUGGAGAAAGUUCAACUUCUUUGAAGUAACAAAAGAAGUUGACAAUGGGGCAGUUGCGGAGGCAUUACAGUCCGGUCAGGUGACCUGUACUGCCAGCGGUCGGGGGUACCUGGUGCUGGGUGACAGCCGUGGCCUGGCACACUUCAUCAACCGCCAGCUGGAGGUGGUCUCACACCGCGUGUUUGAUGCGGCUGUGUCGCAGCUCGUACAGCUGCGCUUCUGUCCCGUUCUGGCCGCUGCCGGAGAGGAUGAACUGGGAGUGUCAUCGAUCAAAAUACUGGGCCUGGAACAGUUGGAUGGUGGCGGCGCCCCUCGGCUGUUGCGACAACUAAAACUGCCUCCUGCGGCUGACGGCGGGACCUCAGUCACUUGCCUCAAUGUUCAUGAAAAUCUCCUGUUCAUGUCCGCCGGUUUCACGGACGGUCGUGUCAUCCUGUGGCGCGGUGACGUGACGCGCGAGCGGUCCGGUAAGCACCAGGUGCUGCACGCGGGCGCGGCGCCCGUCACCGGACUGGGCUUCCGCACCUCCGGCAAGACCAGCCACCUAUUUGUGGCCAGCACGCAGGAGGUCUGCUGCUACAACAUCACUUUCAAGGACAAGGAAAACCAGAUCCAGCUGGACCAGGCGGGCUGCUCCCCGCGCUGCGCCGUCAUGUCCGAGGGACUGGCGGAGCCGCAGUUCACCAUCGGCAGGCCGGACGCUAUCUACUGCUACAGCGCGAACGAGCGCGGCGCCUGUUUCGUGUUCGAGGGCGAUAAGCGGCUGCUGCACUGGUUUAAAGGCUACCUGGCCGUGCUGACAGUGGAGCCGGCCCGCGGCGGCGGCUCCGAACCGGCCGCGCCCGACAAGCACGUGCUGACCAUCUACGACGUGAGCAAUAAGUACGUGGCGCUGAGCGUGGCACUGCGUGACGUGACGCACGUGGUGAGCGACUGGGGCCAGCUGUACGUGGUGACGGCCGACCGGCGCCUGCUUCGCCUCACCGAGCGGGACACGCAGGCCAAGCUCAAGGUGCUCUUCAAAAAGAACCUCUACGACAUGGCCAUACGCCUGGCGCAGUCUCAGCAGUACGACGCCGACGGUCUGGUGGACAUCUUCCGGGAGUACGGCGACCACCUGCACGCCAAGGGCGACUUCAACGGCGCUAUCCAGCAGUACAUCAAGACCAUCGGCAAGCUGGAGCCCUCCUACGUCAUCAGAAAGUACCUGGACACCCAGCGCAUCAACGACCUGGCGCUGUACCUGCAGGCACUGCACGCAGCUGGACGGGCCACCGAGGACCACACCACCCUGCUGAUCAACUGUUACACCAAACUGCGCGACACCAUACAGCUGGACAUGUUCAUACAGGGCGAGGACGGCGCGGUGGGGUACGACGUUGACACAGCAGUGCGCGUGUGCCGGAGCUCCGGCUACUACGAGCAGGCGCUGACGAUGGCCCGGCGCCACCAGCAGACGGACCGGGUCAUCGCCAUCCUCACCGAGGAUCUGGCUGACCCGGGCCGCGCGCUGCAGUACGUCGCACAGCUGCCGCAUCAGCAGUGCGAGGCGGCCAUCCUGCGACACGGCGCCGCUCUGCUGAAGGAGCGGCCGCAAGAGACGGUCGAGCUGCUGAAGAAGCUCUGCUGUGCCGAGCCGCAGUUGGAGGCGGAGGCGGAGCUGGCGGUGCCCAUUGAACGGUACCUGGACCUGUUCGUGGCGCAGCCAGACGCCCAGGGCCGGCUUCCUCCAGCACCUGAUGGAGUGCAGCGGACUGAGAGCGCUCUCCGCCUGCUGGACAGCCCGCGACUGGACCUGCCGCUGGCGCUGCACCUCUGCCACUCGCGCGGCUUCCAGCAGGGCACGGCCAAGCUGUACGAGCGUGCCGGCAUGCACUCACAGAUCCUGCAAACACAGCUAGAGGCGGGAGACUACGAGCCGGCGCUGGAGACGUGUCGCCGGUACGGCCAGACACUGCCGCACCUUUGGCUGGAGGCGCUGCGGGCGCUCACCAAGCAGCUGGAGGCGCCGGCCGGCGUCAUCGUCACCGUGCUCGACACGAUCGAGAAGGGCAAGCUUGCGCCGAGUAUGGAGGUGCUGGAGAUGCUGGUGGAGUCUCCGACGCUGGAGCUGGGCACCAUCCGCGACUACAUGAGCCGCACGCUGUCCGCUGACCAGGCCGACAUCGACGCCGACGCGCAGACGGCCGACAAGUACGCGGCCGAGGCCAGCCGCAUCAGAGAGCAGAUACACCGCGAGGAGAACAGCGCCAUGGUGUUCCAGCGGACCAGCUGCGCCGCCUGCAACCAGCAGCUGGAGCUGCCGUCGGUGCACUUCUUCUGCCCGCACUCGUACCACCAGCACUGCUUCCAGAGCUACGCCGACCGCGACGACGACUGUCCGCUCUGCCUGCCCGAGCACAGCCAGCUGCUGAGCGAUCUCCGCAGUCAGUCGGGCGCCGAGGAGACGGAGGCGCAGUUCUUCCAGCAGCUGGAGACGGCCGACGACAUGUUCAGCGUUGUGGCCGACUAUUUCGGCAAGGGCACCUUCUCACGGCCGAGGCCGGAGGAGGCGGCGGCCGAGUCCGGCGCGCCAGAGCUGACGCCCGCCCCGAACGGCAUGAGCGCCUACCUGGCGGCGGGCGCGGCCCUCGCCGACCGCACCGGACCCGGCCUGCCAGCUGCGGACUCGGAGGCACGGGUCCGGGCGGCGGAGCAGCGCUCGCAGCCCACGCAGUCGGUGGCUGAAGGCCGUCUGAGGGCGGCCCAAGCCAGUCAGGUGGCGCCCACUGUGGCCGAGGGACGACUCCGAGCGGCCCAAGUCAGCCAGGUGGCGCCCAGCGUCGCGGAGGGACGCCUCCGGGCGGCCCAAGCCAGCCAGGUGGUCCCCAGUGUCGCGGAGGGCCGGUUAAGGGCGGCAGAGGUCCGCCAGCCGCCGCUGAGCCGACCGACAAGCGAGGGACGGCAGAGGCUGCAGGAGGCGGCGCGGACGGCGGACGCCAAAACCAGAGCUUCCGACCGGCGUCCAGAGAUGGCGCAGACGGUCAGCCGGGCGGCUGCGCCCAACCCUUUUGAAGAGGGUCCGAAUCCAUUUGACGAGGACGCGACGAAUCCAUUCCUGGACGAUGAAGCUGACGCCAGCAAUCCGUUCGCCGGGGAUGCAGACGAAUACGACAAGAGCCUGAAUCCGUUCGAAGAAUAACUUCAGUGUGUAUGGUAACAAUUGGUUAUGCUGAACAUGCCGCGGUAUCUGCAUCAUUGUGCUUAGCUACCAUGCGGUUAUCACGUGGCUGUUGUGUUGGCACUGCGUUGCACUACUUUCCGGUAUUUUACUAGGAACCGAAUCAAUACCGUCGGCUAAUGGCUUCAGUCAGCCACCUUCCUUUUGGCUGAGAGGGUGCAGGAUGGGGAGGGGGUCGGAGCGUGCGCGCGAAAGCCUGUCUUCGUUGCUGUCCUGGAAUACCGCACCGGUCACGGGGGCAGCGGCGCGUGUCUGGGACGGGGUCGCUCCGGGUCCGGCCACUCAUCACCCGUCGGGAGGCGCUGCCAGGGAGCGGAGGUCGUGUCGAGCGGGACGGUCGCCCUCAGCGGGCCCAGCGACGCGGCCGUGCCGGCUGAUGGUCGUUAGUCUGGGGCGCAUCGCUCUCCGUCAGUCCUUGGCGUUCAGAACGUGGAGAGAGCGAUUUUGUUAUUCUAUGUAUCAUGCCGAGUAACGUGUUUGCUUUCUGUGUAUUCACUCGUCAUAUGUUGGGAAAUAUGCUUGUUUGUAAUGCGA
Pollicipes pollicipes is the source of this 3929-nucleotide messenger RNA. RefSeq names its product vacuolar protein sorting-associated protein 11 homolog. Bases 162 to 3356 code for a protein of 1064 amino acids. Gene Ontology annotation, cellular component: HOPS complex; endosome. Gene Ontology annotation, molecular function: protein-macromolecule adaptor activity; protein binding. Gene Ontology annotation, biological process: organelle fusion; intracellular protein transport; vesicle-mediated transport. The record is from RefSeq and is a predicted model, not a curated record. NCBI's taxonomy places the organism in Eukaryota, Metazoa, Arthropoda, Thecostraca, Pollicipedomorpha, Pollicipedidae. The transcript has 21 exons.